Nanorana parkeri is the source of this 1445-nucleotide messenger RNA. RefSeq names its product aminocarboxymuconate semialdehyde decarboxylase (gene ACMSD). The record is from RefSeq and is a predicted model, not a curated record. NCBI's taxonomy places the organism in Eukaryota, Metazoa, Chordata, Amphibia, Anura, Dicroglossidae. Gene Ontology annotation, biological process: secondary metabolic process. Gene Ontology annotation, cellular component: cytoplasm; cytosol. Gene Ontology annotation, molecular function: carboxy-lyase activity; hydrolase activity. The coding region runs from base 94 to 1104 and encodes 336 amino acids. The transcript has 10 exons.
AGCCCUGCUACAAAGUAACACAACAUAUACUAUCCACACUGUACUGGACCUGGGCCAUUGUGUCAUAUAGUAGCUGACAGAUCUCCAUAUAUAAUGAAAAUAGACAUUCACAGCCAUAUACUUCCCCGAGAAUGGCCGGAUCUCAAACAGAAAUACGGUUAUGGUGGAUGGAUCCAGAUGCAACAGACCAGCAAGGAUGAGGCGAGAAUGAUGAAGGAUGGAAAUGUUUUCCGGGUGGUUCAAUCCAACUGCUGGAAUCCUGAAGUUAGAUUAAAAGAGAUGGAUGAGUCAGGCGUAACAGUGCAGGUGCUCUCUACGGUGCCAGUAAUGUUCAGUUAUUGGGCCAAGCCCCAGGACACCCUGGAUCUGUCCCAGUUCCUCAAUGAUGACUUGGCAGCUGUGGUUCGGAAGUAUCCAAAGAGAUUUGUAGGGCUAGGGACACUCCCUAUGCAGAGUCCAGAACUGGCAGUACAGGAGAUGCACCGCUGUGUGAAAGAACUGGGAUUCCCUGGGGUACAGAUUGGAUCCCAUAUCAAUCAGUGGGACCUGAAUUCGCCUGAACUGUAUCCCAUUUAUGCGGCGGCUGAAGAAUUAAACUGCUCCAUAUUUGUGCACCCUUGGGACAUGUCCCUGGAUGGGAGGAUGGCAAAGUACUGGCUUCCAUGGCUGGUAGGCAUGCCAGCGGAAACAACCACCGCCAUUUGCAAUAUGAUUAUGGGUGGAAUAUUCGAGAAGUUCUCCAAACUUAAAGUUUGCUUUGCUCAUGGAGGUGGAGCCUUUCCCUUCACUGUUGGUCGCGUUAACCAUGGAUUUAAUGUGCGUCCUGAUCUCUGUGCUGUUGAUAAUAAGGAACCUCCUCAAAACUACCUUGGAUCGUUCUAUACGGACUCCCUGGUACAUGACCCCAGAGCCUUACAACUCCUGAUAGAUGUGAUUGGAAAGGAAAAAGUGAUGUUAGGAACUGACUAUCCUUUUCCGUUAGGAGAGCAUAAUCCUGGACUCCUUAUUGAAUCGAUGGAAAGUUUUGACAUGAAUUUAAAAGACAAGCUCUUGGCUGCCAACGCAUUGUCAUUCCUGGGACUGGACAGAACAAACUUUGAAUGACCUCAACCAUCUAAGAAUGUUGAUCUCUUUAGAUCCUGCGAUAGCACAUUGUUUGCACGUGGUGAAUAGUUUUAUUUGACAUAACUCUAGAUUUUUCACCAGGUGAAUGUUUGACAACUGAGGGCGUGAACCUGGAUGGAAUGCGUCCCGGGGCUUAGGUGCCCUUAUAAAAAGAUCAGUUCUCAUCUGUAUUGUGUAAACAGCCUCGGCCGUGAAACUGGAAUUGACAAUGAGCCGGGGACAUUGAUUGCUGCUUUUGUCACAAUUGUUUCUUUCCUGAAAUGAACUUUUCAGGAACGUUUCUGUGAACUGUCUAGAAACAUGUUUAUUAUUGUGCACAC